This is a messenger RNA of Ilex paraguariensis (yerba mate), 933 nucleotides long. The record is from the annotation of a GenBank genome assembly. NCBI's taxonomy places the organism in Eukaryota, Viridiplantae, Streptophyta, Magnoliopsida, Aquifoliales, Aquifoliaceae.
GCAUAUGUAUGCUCCUUCAUGCCAUUUUCUCACUCUUGAACCAAUCUGUUCUCGGGGUGUGUUUACAUUGCUCUAGAGUUUUGUAAGUGUUGCAAUGAGGAAACCUUGCUGUGACAAGGAAGGCACCAAUAAAGGAGCAUGGACGAAACAAGAAGACCAGAAGCUCAUCGAUUACAUCCGAGCUCACGGUGAAGGCUGUUGGCGCACCCUCCCCAAGGCUGCAGGAUUGCAUCGUUGUGGCAAAAGUUGCAGGCUGAGAUGGAUAAAUUACUUAAGGCCAGACAUCAAGCGAGGCAACUUUUCUGAGGAUGAAGAGGACCUCAUCAUUAAGCUUCACGCCCUUCUUGGCAACCGGUGGGCUCUAAUAGCCGGGAGGCUACCAGGAAGAACAGACAAUGAGGUGAAGAACUAUUGGAAUUCUCAUCUAAGGAGAAAGCUGAUAAGUGUUGGUAUCGAUCCAAACAAUCAUCGGAUGAACCAAAGCCUUCCUCGUCCACAAAACCGGUGCCUUUCUAGUCCUAGCACAUCAUCUGAAUCAUUGUCUGCUCCAUCUAAGCCAUCAAAAACUGUUGGUGAAGAUGACCAAUUAUCGGAUGCUGCGACAUGCGUAGAAAACGAAGCAUUAGGUUUGCAUGGCUUGAACUUGGAUCUAACCAUGGCAGUUCCUUCUUCUUCCUCUUCGAUUGAGAAAAAGAAGCAACAAAGUGCUGAGUUGAAGACGAGGGAAGUAGUUGAAAAUGAUGGAGUUCCUACCCUUCUUCUAUUUAGAUGAGUCCAUGACUGCUAGUUGUGGACAAUAUAUUUUUUCUUGAAUUAAUGUCUAAACUAUCCUCUUGUCAUGACAUUUUCCUACCAUAUUGCCCUUAACUUAUUUCUCCCAACUACGAUAGUUUUUAUGAAAACUUAGGAUUUUUUUUUUUUUUUUUUUUUUGG